CCGCCGCGAUGGCAACCGAGGUGGUGUGCGGGCUCACCUUCCGACUGCUCCUGCCCGUGUGUCUCACUGCCGCCUGUGCUUUCCGUUACAAUGGGCUCUCCUUUGUCUACCUCAUCUACCUCCUGCUCAUUCCUCUGUUUUCAGAACCCACAAAAACAACAAUGCAAGGGCAUACAGGACGAUUAUUAAAAUCUCUGUGCUUCACCAGUCUAUCAUUUCUGCUGCUGCACAUCAUCUUUCAGAUUACAAUAAACAGUCUCGAAGCUGGAAAAACUAUUGAACCUGGUUUUAACUGUUCAACAUGGGAGAAAACAUUACGGCAGAUUGGUUUUGAAAGUGUGAAAGGAGCAGAUGCUGGGAACGUGAUCAGACUCUUUGUACCAGAUAUUGGGAUGUUCAUUGCUAGUCUGACAAUAUGGCUCCUCUGCCGCAACAUGUUUCAGAAGCCAGUAACCGAGGAUGCAGCACAGUGCAACAUGCAAUUUGAAAAUGAGGAAAUGGCUGCAAGAGAAAAAUUAGAGCCAGAUGACGCUUUGAUGUAUGAAGAAGAUCUGGAUGACGAAGAUUGUGGAGAAGCAGAAUUUGAGGAAACCAUGAAAUUAAAACUGCUGCGUAGAAUUGCCUCCCUAGCAUCCAGACUGAGGGAGUUUAUUGGCAACAUGAUAAUCACCACUGGAAAAGUUGUUGUUACAAUUUUACUUGGUUCAGCAGGUAUGAUGGUGCCAUCUUUGACCUCAGCUGUGUAUUUCUUUGUAUUUUUGGGCCUGUGCACAUGGUGGUCCUGUUGCCAAGCAUUUGAUCCGCUGAUAUUCAGCUGUCUGUGUGUAUUAAUGGCUAUAUUCAGUGCAGGACACUUGAUUGGACUUUACCUGUACCAGCUACAGUUCUUUCAGGAGGUUGUUCCACCAAAAGAUUUCUAUGCCAGGUUGUUCGGUGUCACUUCUCUUACUCAGACAAACUGCUCAAGCACUUGGAUGAUCAUCAAAAAUCAAGACUUACAUUGGUAUCAUCAUGCUAAUCCAAUCUUACUGCUGGUGAUGUACUACACCCUUGCAACUCUUAUUCGUCUCUGGCUACAAGAGCCCAUUCAGAUGCCUGAUGAAGAGAAAUCUAUUAGCAGGGAAGAUGACAAAGAAAUACCCUGCAGUCCAAUUCCAAUGACAGCGGAGAGAAGGCGCAGUCUGUGGUAUGCAAGCCACUAUACAACUGAUGAGAGAAAACUUCUGUCAAUGACCCAAGAUGAAUACAAGCCAUCGGAUGUGCUGCUGGUAACAGUGAACGGGAACCCUACUGACUAUCACACCAUCCACCCUGCACUGCCAUUAGAAAAUGGUCCGGCCAAAGCAGACAUGUACUCAACACCGCAGUACAAAUGGGAGCCUUCAGAUGACAUGUCAGAAAAGGAAGAAGAGGUGGAGGAGGAAGAAGAAGAGGAAGUUACGCAGGAGGAAAAAGAAAAUGUUAAAUUACAUGCCCUGGUCUCUGUGUUCCAGUUUAUCAUGAAACAAAGUUACAUUUGUGCUCUGAUAGCUAUGAUGGCAUGGAGUAUCACGUAUCACAGCUGGUUGACUUUUGUGUUACUCAUCUGGUCUUGCACAUUGUGGAUGAUUCGGGACCGAAGGAAAUACGCCAUGAUCAGUUCACCAUUCAUGGUUUUUUAUGGAAAUUUAUUGCUAAUAUUACAGUACAUAUGGAGUAUUGAGCUCAAGAAUGAUGAGCUUCCUCAAGUAUCCGGUUUUUUAAAAAGAAAGGAACCUGGGGAGCUGGCAUCAAAGAUUCUUUUCACAAUUACUUUCUGGCUACUGCUUAGGCAACACCUCACUGAACAGAAAGCAAUUCGGCUAAAAGAAGCUACUUUAUCUGAGGUCAAAGUUGGAAGUGAAGAAAAUGAAGAAAAAGAAGAGGAGUUGCAAGAGGGAGAAGUGUCGGAAGAACAGGAGGAGGAGAAGGAAGAAGAAGAGGAGGAAGAAGAGGAGGAUGAUGAACAGGAUAUUAUGAAAGUCUUGGGGAAGCUGGUGAUGGCUAUGUUAAUCAAGUACUGGAUUUACGUCUGUGGGGGCAUGUUCUUCUUUGUCAGCUUUGAGGGUACAAUUGUCAUGUACAAAAUCAUCUAUAUGGUACUGUUCCUCUUCUGUGUGGCCCUCUAUCAGGUGCACUAUGAAUGGUGGAGAAAGAUUUUAAAGUACUUUUGGAUGUCAGUGGUAGUUUACACGAUGUUGGUACUUAUCUUCAUCUACACAUACCAGUUUGAGUCAUUCCCUGGGUUGUGGAAGAACAUGACAGGCCUGGAUGAAGAAAAGCUAGAGGACCUUGGCUUAAAACAGUUUUCUGUGGGUGAUCUAUUCACACGCAUCUUUAUCCCCACCUCCUUCCUACUGGUGUGUAUCUUACACCUUCACUAUUUCCAUGAUCAGUUUCUCCAGCUCACUGAUUUAAAAGCUGUAACCAGCAAACAGGACAACACUAUUUACAGCCAUGCCAAAGUCAAUGGCCGUGUAUAUCUAAUAAUUAAUAGCCUCAAGAAAAAAAUACCAAACCACCAAAAUGAACUGGUGCACCAAGAUGGAAGCCUGCCUGACAUAACUAUGAUGAAUUUAACAGCCAGCAAAGAAAAGGAAGAGGAUAAAAUGCUGGAAGAAGCUGGUGAGAAAAGAAUGGAAGAGCCAGAAGGGGAGGGAGGGAAAGGGAGAGUCAAAAAAGGAAAAGAAGAAAAGGAAGAUGAGGACAAGGAAGAUGAUUCUGAUGAUGAAGACAAUGAAUCAGAGGAAGAAGAAACUACAGACUUAAGAAACAAGUGGCAUCUAGUGAUUGACCGCCUUACAGUGCUGUUUUUGAAAUUCCUGGAGUAUUUUCAUAAGAUGCAAGUCUUCGUGUGGUGGCUGUUGGAGCUGCACAUCAUCAAAAUUGUUUCCUCUUACAUCAUCUGGGUCACAGUGAAAGAGGUGUCUCUCUUUAACUUUGUGUUUUUGAUUGCCUGGGCUCUUGCUUUGCCAUAUGCUCAGUUUCGCCCCCUGGCAUCAAGUAUCUGCACUGUCUGGACAUGUGUGAUUAUUGUCUGCAAAAUGUUGUACCAACUCUCAUCUAUCGAUCCCAAAACUUUUUCCAGUAACUGUACAUUGCCAGGAGAGAAUGAAACUAAGGUCGAUUUAGAAGAACUCAAAACCUCAGUGCUCUACAGUGGGCCAGUUGAUCCUGCAGAGUGGGUUGGAUUGAGAAAGUCUUAUCCCCUUCUUGUGUACUUAAGGAAUAACUUACUGAUGCUGGCUAUUUUGGCUUUCGAAGUUACAAUCUACCGUCAUCAAGAAUACUACAGAUGUCGAAAUAACCUUACUGCACCUGUGACUAAAACAAUUUUUCAUGAUAUUACAAGAGCACAUCUGGAUGAUGGAGUGGUAAACUGUGUCAAGUAUUUCAUAAACUACUUCUUCUACAAGUUUGGUUUGGAGACCUGUUUUCUUCUAUCAGUGAAUGUAAUUGGUCAAAGGAUGGAUUUUUAUGCCAUGAUUCAUGCCUUCUGGCUGAUUGCUGUAUUGUAUCGACGCAGAAGAAAAGCUAUUGCAGAGAUCUGGCCAAAAUACUGCUGUUUUCUGUCAUGCAUCAUUACAUUCCAGUACUUCCUUUGCAUUGGCAUCCCACCUGCUCCUUGUAAAGACUAUCCAUGGAGAAGUGGUAAUGCCAACUUCAACUCCAACAUCAUAAAGUGGUUAUACUUUCCAGACUUCAUUGUGAGACCAAACCCUGUCUUCCUUGUGUAUGAUUUCAUGUUGCUGCUGUGUGCAUCCUUGCAAAGGCAGACAUUUGAGGAUGAAAAUAAAGCUGCAGUACGAAUCAUGGCUGGAGACAAUGUGGAAAUUUGCAUGAAUCUUGAUGCGGCAUCUUUUAGCCAGCAUAAUCCCGUUCCUGACUUCAUUCACUGCCGGUCCUACUUAGACAUGUAUAAGGUGAUAAUAUUUAGUUACCUCUUCUGGUUUGUACUUACUAUAAUCUUCAUAACGGGAACCACAAGGAUCAGCAUAUUCUGUAUGGGCUACUUGGUGGCCUGCUUUUAUUUCCUUCUCUUUGGUGGAGAUCUGUUGCUGAAGCCCAUCAGGAGCAUUCUGCGUUACUGGGACUGGCUGAUUGCCUACAACGUCUUUGUGAUCACAAUGAAAAACAUCCUGUCGAUAGGAGCAUGUGGCUACAUUGAAUCAUUAAUUAAGAAUAGUUGCUGGGUCAUUCAGGCAUUCAGCCUGGCUUGUACAGUUAAAGGAUACCGUAUUCCAACCAGCAAUCUAGAUUGUAAACUUCCCAGUGGAGAAGCAGGAAUCAUUUGGGACAGUAUAUGUUUUGCUUUCCUGCUGCUGCAAAGAAGAGUGUUCAUGAGUUACUACUUCCUGCAUGUGGUUGCAGAUAUAAAAGCUUCUCAGAUCCUGGCAUCAAGGGGUGCUGAGCUGUUUCAGGCUACAAUUGUCAAGGCUGUAAAGGCAAGAAUAGAAGAGGAAAAAAAAUCAAUGGAUCAACUGAAGAGACAAAUGGAUCGCAUCAAAGCCAGGCAGCAAAAAUACAAGAAGGGUAAAGAGAGAAUGCUAAGCAUGAACCAGGAGUCCUCAGAGGGGCCGGAGAUUCGGAAGGUUUCUGAAGAAGAUGACGAAGGAGAAGCAGACAAAGAGAAAGCCAAGGGCAAAAAAAAGCUGUGGUGGCGGCCUUGGGUUGAUCAUGCUUCCAUGGUCAGAAGUGGAAAUUAUUAUUUGUUUGAGACGGAUAGUGAAGAGGAAGAGGAAGAGGAGAAAAAGGAAGAGGAGGAGCCUCGAAAAAAAUCCGCAUUUCAGUUUGUUUAUCAAGCCUGGAUUACUGACCCUAAAACAGCUCUACGACAGAGGCGCAAAGAGAAGAAAAGUUUUGGGAAAGAGAAACGAAGGCGAAAGGGGUCUGGGGAUGGAGGUGGCACUGAUGCCGACUGUGAAGACAGUGAAGAGGAACCUGUCAAGAAGAAAUCUGAUGGACCAGAUAACAUCAUCAAGAGGAUAUUUAAUAUCUUGAAGUUUACUUGGGUCCUUUUCCUAGCAACACUAGACAGUUUUACAGCUUGGCUUAAUUCCAUCUCAAGAGAACACAUCGAUAUCUCCACUGUGCUAAGAAUUGAGCGCUGUAUGCUGACCAGGGAGAUUAAGAAGGGAAAUGUUCCAACACGGGAGAGCAUCCAUUUGUAUUACCAGAACCACAUGAUGAAACUUUCUGAGGAGUCAGGACUGGACUCAAUUGAUAAAAAUCCCAGUCAAGCUUCUGGUUUGCAAGCAUCUGAAAGAAUGGAUAGCUUAGAUUCAGCAGCUUCUCGUGACAGUAUCUCCAGUGAACCUACGCAGGUCACCAUGCUCUAUUCUCGUCAGGGAACAACAGAAACCAUUGAGGAGGUAGAAGGGGAGCAUGAAGAGGAAGGAGCUCAUUCUGCAUCAAAGUUGGAGGAAGAAGAGGUGGAAGAUUAUAGCCUAGAUUCAGAAGGAGCUGCCUACACUCCUGAUACCGAUGUGCCAUUGUACUCCACGGUGGACAGUAAUGCAGAAGCUCCACCUUCCUAUAGCAAAGCUGUCAGCUUUGAACAUCUUCCCUUUGGGUCCCCAGAUGACUCAGCUGGUAAGAGUCUCAUGAUGGUGAGCCCAGAUGACAGCCGGACGGACAAACUUGAUACCAUUCUCCCCCCACUGACGCAUGAGCUAACAGCUAGCGAGCUGCUUCUGAACAAGAUGUUUCAUGAUGAUGAGCUGGAGGAGUCAGAGAAGUUUUAUGUUGGUCAGCCUCGAGUCUUGCUCCUUAUUUAUGCCCUGUACAAUACGCUGGUGGCCCGGUCUGAAAUGGUGUGCUAUUUUGUGAUCAUCCUUAACCACAUGAUCUCUGCCUCCAUGAUAACCCUGGUACUUCCAAUCCUUAUAUUCCUGUGGGCCAUGCUGUCUGUUCCUCGACCAAGCAAACGUUUCUGGAUGACAGCCAUUGUCUAUACUGAGGUGGCCAUUGUCAUCAAGUACUUCUUCCAGUUUGGCUUCUUUCCUUGGAAUAAACAUGUGGAUUAUACAAAAGAUAAACCUUACCAUCCACCCAAUAUUAUUGGCAUUGAGAAGAAAGAGGGUUACGUGCACUAUGAUCUUGUUCAGCUUCUUGCUUUGUUCUUCCACAGAUCCAUUUUAAAGUGCCAUGGACUGUGGGAUGAAGAUGAGAAAGGAGACAGCUCCAGUAAUAAAGAGGAUACCGAUGAUGAGCUCUCUCUGACAGGAGGCAGGAGAGACUCUUCUGCCUCAUUGAAAUCUGUCAAUCUUGCUGCAUCAGUGGAGUCCAUCCAUGUCCACUUCCCUGAGCAACAGACUGCCAUCAGGAGGAAGAGCUCUAGCAGCAUAUCACAGCUUUCACACAGGUCCAGCUUCUCCUCACACAGAUCUAAGAGAGGAAGUACCAGUACACGGAACAGCAGUCAGAAAGGAAGCAGCGUGUUAAGCAUCAAGCAAAAAUCCAGAAAAGAGCUUCUUAUGGAAAAGUUUAGAGAACAAAUGAUCAAAGCCAAGGCCUUUACAAUUAAAAAGACUCUCCAGGUGUAUGUGCCCAUCAGACAGUUUUUCUACAAUCUUAUUCAUCCAGACUACAGUGCAGUGACUGAUGUGUAUGUGCUGAUGUUCCUCGCAGACACAGUGGACUUCAUCAUCAUUGUGUUUGGAUUUUGGGCUUUUGGGAAACACUCUGCUGCCGCAGAUAUCACCUCUUCAUUAUCAGAGGACCAGGUCCCGGAGGCAUUUUUGGUGAUGGUGCUCAUUCAGUUUGGUACCAUGGUGGUAGAUCGAGCACUGUACCUCAAAAAGACUGUCAUGGGAAAGGUCAUCUUCCAGGUCAUCCUUGUUUUCGGAAUACAUUUCUGGAUGUUCUUUAUCUUGCCUGGAGUGACAGAAAGGAAAUUUAGCCAGAACACGGUUGCCCAGCUCUGGUAUUUUGUGAAAUGUGUUUAUUUUGGCUUAUCAGCAUAUCAGAUACGCUGUGGAUAUCCAACUCGUGUUCUUGGUAACUUUCUCACAAAAAGUUAUAACUAUGUCAACCUGUUCUUAUUUCAAGGGUUCCGCCUAGUUCCAUUUUUGACUGAGCUGAGAGCAGUAAUGGACUGGGUUUGGACCGAUACCACUCUCAGUCUUUCCAGCUGGAUCUGUGUUGAAGAUAUCUAUGCCCAUAUAUUCAUCCUGAAGUGUUGGCGAGAGUCAGAAAAAAGAUAUCCCCAACCAAGAGGCCAGAAGAAAAAGAAAGUUGUGAAGUAUGGAAUGGGUGGCAUGAUUAUCGUCUUGCUGAUUUGUAUUGUCUGGUUCCCACUGCUCUUCAUGUCUUUAAUCAAAUCUGUUGCAGGCAUCACCAACAAGCCUCUAGAUGUAUCAAUCACAAUAACUCUAGGAGGUUAUCAGCCUAUUUUCACAAUGAGUGCUCAACAGAGUCAGCUCGAGGAUUUCAAUCAGACUCGUUUCAAUAUGCUUCUGGCAGGCUAUAGGGGUAACACUGCUGCCUUGCAGUUUCUAGAGGGCUAUGGAAAAGAAGAUAUAACUUUAGCAGAUCUAGAAGGAAAUUCAAAUUCUUUAUGGACCAUCAGCCCUCCCAGUAGACAGAAAAUGAUAGAAGGACUGAAGGAUUUUUCAUCUGAGUUCACUGUAGUUCUUUCGUGGACCAUUCAGAGAAAUCUCACCCUUGGUGCCAAAGCUGAAAUAGCAUCAGAUAAACUUACCUUUAAACUACAAAACAAAACCAGAACAGAUAUUGCUACAAUGAUGUCUGGAGAGCAACUGAAAAAGGUAACAUUGGAGGAAGUGUAUCCAUACUACAUCAAGGCUCCUAGUGAUUCUCUGGCAAAACCCAUAAAGCAACUAUUGAAAGACUGCAAAUGGAAAAAUAUCACAGUUUCCCUGGUCAAAAACAAUGAGUCUGGUGAGGGAGUUCGUGAGUGGUGGGUUUUGAAUCAGCUUGGAAAAACAUUCAAAACAUCUGGAGAUAGUCUUGAACUCAUCAUAUUCAGUGAUAAAGUCAGUCCUCCAAGCCUUGGAUUUUUGGCUGGUUAUGGCAUUAUGGGACUAUACGCCUCAGUUGUCCUGGUGAUAGGAAAGUUUGUCCGUGAAUUUUUCAGUGGGAUCUCUCACUCCAUCAUGUUUGAGGAGCUACCCAAUGUAGACCGAAUCUUGAAGUUGUGUACUGACAUUUUCUUAGUGCGAGAGACUGGAGAACUGGAACUAGAAGAAGACCUGUAUGCCAAACUAAUAUUCCUGUAUCGCUCACCAGAGACCAUGAUCAAGUGGACUAGGGAAAAAACUAAUUGAUCUCUUUGGUGUCACACUGCAAAUCAAGUUGAUUUAAUCUGAAUUUUAAAGGAAAAAGAAAAAAAGCACAAUAUUCUCUUAAGAGCUAAGCCUUUUAUAGUUGGGUAGCAAUGAUUUUUCACCGAAGGAAUCCUGGAAGCUACGGCCUUAGGAAUCCAUGCUGCCUUUCGAAUUAAGGAUCAACAGUGAGGAAGGUUGAAUGAUUUGUUGGUUUUAAUGUGCCACUCCUCUACAACCUGGGGACUGCUUUGUAAUUUAAUCAACAAAAAGUUUGCAUCUUUGUCUGGCUAAUUUAAUUUUCCAGAUGACCCUUACAACUUCAAAAGAAAUGAAGGGAGUGAAUCCACAGAUGACUCCAGUGUACCUUCUUAACCCUUUCUGGAGCCAUACGAUUUGGAUUGUGCAAUAUGCUGUUGUACAUCACUGACUUUCAACCUACAGUAAUGGGACACUGACUAGCCUUCAGGACACCCAAGACCCAGGGCCGCAGUGGGAUCUGAAGACAUUCUAGCCAUACCCAUUUGUAGAAAAGCAGAGGUUGUGAUGUACAAAGGACACUGUGGACAAGCCUCUGUUAGCAAAAAGAAAAUAAGUAACAAUCUGUUUAAAUGCCUUAUUUUAUUUGUACAGUCACAGGAGACAUUUCCACCAAACAUCAAUGACUUUUCUCAGGAAAAAAAAGCAACUGAAAACUUGACACUUUGUCAAGACUAACUAAUGGCUAGAAUAAUUAUGGUGAAUUAUUGGGGUGUUCUGCUGGGCCAUUCUCUUCAAAGUUACUGCUUUCCAUUAGAUGAGAAAAGAAAGUGAAUUCAAUGACCUAAUGAGCAACUUCAUUUCUUAUAACCCUUUAAAGACUGAAUAAUGUGUGCUUCUCUCUGCUUCUCAUGACAUGCUUUUUCCCAUUUCGAUGAUGUAAGGCAACUGUUGUUUUGCUGUUAGCUGAUAUUCUUCUUCGAGUGUUUCAGGUAUAUGAAAAUGUUUACAUAUUCCAAGUCACAUUUUUACAUCCGAGACGGGUUUUUUUUUUUAGGUUCCCAAAUAUAGACAUAUGAGCUUGAAAAAUGGCCUUUUUCGUAAAUUGCUCUUCUUAGUGACACAAAUGGCUCAUUAGAGAACAUUGUAGCAUGAAAAUUUACAAUUGCAGUGUAGGUUUCAUUCCAUGUUAAAAAUAUAUUGAGAAAAAAAAUCACUGAGUGGGUAGGGUAUGUUAAAAAGGUAUACUGUGUAGUUUUGAUUCAGUAAUGACUUAAAAUAAAGCACAUGUUGCAAAGUCAUUUUAGAAGUAUUUUUCCUCUGCCUUUUUACAUGAAAUGGGAAGAGUUUGACAUUCUUCUAACUCUGUGACAAAUAAAUCUUUCCUGUAGUUAGCUGCUAUUUAUUAUAUGAAUGAUUAGUUAAUCACCAGAAAGAAACUAAAAUUAACAUAAUUUGCUGGCACAUUGUACUGCAGAACUUCAUAAAACAGCACAACUAAAUGAAGUUGAAACAUACUCUGCCGAGUGCUUCCAUGACAAAUGCUGUCUCAUCCAUUCUAUACUGUGAAAAGUAACAUUUUGAGCACCUUGAAGUGCACAAAAUAAAAAUAGCUUCAUGAUAUUGUAACAAUAAAAUAAUUUGGUGACUGGAACUCACUGGAAGACAACCAGAUUUCCUCCAAAGUGUAAUGGAAAGGUAGCUGCUCAUACAGCCAGGCAGCAUUUCCCCCUGGAGAGUUUUGCUCCAUUUCUUCUAUAGGUCCUGUGAAUGAAAAUCAAAAUAUAAAGGGCAGCCCUGACAUGGCCUCCAGGGAUGUUAAAAUGUCCUUUAUGCUUGGAUGGAUCCUCACCUGGGUGUUCAGUGAUUUUAAGGAAAGCAACACUGGAAGGAGAAGUGUGAAGGGUGUAAUGUAUUUCUAAAGGUACCAGACAGCAGAACCACACUGGCCACAGUUGGUCCUGGCUCCCUUCCUGGUUCCUUCUCUUUAACAGGCACUUCCUUUCUGGUGAGAAAAAAUACGUCUUUGGAAUGAGCUGUAGUUCUUUGGGCUUUGCAGAAAUGUGCUGCUCUUUCUUUCAUGGAUUGAUCAACCUUUGAAAAUAAAAGGAUUCUUCUGUUGGG
Messenger RNA from Chiroxiphia lanceolata (lance-tailed manakin), 10406 nucleotides. RefSeq names its product piezo type mechanosensitive ion channel component 2 (gene PIEZO2). NCBI's taxonomy places the organism in Eukaryota, Metazoa, Chordata, Aves, Passeriformes, Pipridae. Gene Ontology annotation, molecular function: mechanosensitive monoatomic ion channel activity; monoatomic cation channel activity. Gene Ontology annotation, biological process: detection of mechanical stimulus; regulation of membrane potential; cellular response to mechanical stimulus. Bases 9 to 8306 code for a protein of 2765 amino acids. The record is from RefSeq and is a predicted model, not a curated record. The transcript has 54 exons. Gene Ontology annotation, cellular component: plasma membrane.